UAAUAAAAUAUGUAUGGUCAAAUUUAUCACUUUAGAACUGCGCCAUAAAAAAUGUCAUGAUACUGUAGAGCCAUCUUGCUUGUGCCCCGACAACUAAAAUCAGUGUUUCUUGGUGUUUUUAUUGAACGUGAGGUGUUUGUGUUUUUUAUUCUCUUCUAUGUACAUGAUAAAAAUAAAGAAAAUGAACAUUCAUAUUCAAAAUAUGGUAAAAUGCAAGACAAAUACACGCGGCUAUUAAAGAGUUUAAAUUUUAACGAUAGCAAUACAAUUUUUUUCGUAUUCCAAAAGCCAAGUAAAUUUUCUAUAAAAAAUGUUGCACUUAACAUUCAUUUCUCAUAUUAUUCAGCUAUUACUUAUAAAAUUAGUUCCAUGAUUCAGAGUACAACAGUUAUUUACAAUACGUUUAAACGAGAGUACUCAAGAUGGCACAGGAAGCUACUAAUAAAUUAAUUAGAGAAGACUUUGAUGCAGGUCCUUCGAGUUACACCGAAAUUAUUCCUGGUCUAUUCCUUGGAAAUCUAACAGCUGCUACAGAUAUUGAAUGGUUAAAAGAAACUAAAAUAAAUUACAUACUUACAGCAGAUUCUUGUCCUUUACCUAGGAAGAUCCAAGAGCUUUUGCCAAACUUGACUAUAAAAUAUAUUCAAGUUACAGACAUGCCACGAGAAGACCUUUUAACUCAUUUUGAAGAUUCUUACGAAUUUAUAGAUCAUGCUUUACAAUUAAAUGAUAAAAUAUUGGUACACUGUUAUUUUGGUGUCUCUAGAUCAGCUACAUUAGUUAUUGCAUAUUUAAUGAAAAAGUAUAAAAGGAGUUUCUCUGAUUCAUUUGAAGAGGUCAAAGGAAAGAGGCGCUUCGUAGAGCCUAAUGCUGGUUUUCUAGCACAAUUGAAACUUUACGAAGAAAUGGGUUUUGGAAUAGACAAUACCAGUGUACAUUUCAAGAUGUAUAAAUUACAAAUUGCAGCAGACAAGGUGAGAAAGGCAAAGAUCUUACCACAAACUUGCACAGAAUUGAUCAAACCAGAUCCAGCUCUGGCUACAGUACAUCCAGAGCCAACGGUCUAUCGAUGUAAGAAGUGUCGAAGAAUCGUGGCUAGUGCCAGCAAUAUUUUGCCACAUUUACCAAGAGAAAAACAAAUCUGGAGACACAUAAGUUCAAAAAGAUCAUCCAAACAAUCAAAAGUUUCGCGCGAUCCCGUAGAACCGUCGAAAAGAGAAGAACAACAACCUGUAGAAUUUUGUACUAAAAUACUGUUUGUGGAGCCCUUGGCUUGGAUGCCUGACAUAAUUCAUAAUGUCGAAGGGAAGUUAAAUUGUCCGAAAUGCGGUACAAAGUUAGGCUCGUUUAGUUGGAUAGCGGGCAGUCAAUGUCCAUGCGGUAGCAAAAUAGCACCAGCAUUUUAUUUGGUUCCUUCGAAAGUGGACUGGAGCAAUGCCGUACAAAACGUGCAAGUAACUGUAUAAUAUUAAAAAUGUAUUUGUAAAUUUAAGGACUUUUGGACGGACGAUAUAUGUAUAUAUACAUAUAGACAUUUUUGAACCUUUUUACGUGGUUCUAGAUCGUUUACCAUUGUAACGAAUAUAAUACGUGUGACCAAUAUUAUACGUAUGAAGAUUCGUAUUCUACUUUCGUGCCAAUAUUGAUAUAUUAUGUACGUACAAGUAAUCGUUAUUUUGUGAUUGUAAUUUUAGAUGUUUCUUAUCGCGAUAAGUAAAAUAUCGUUCUUCCACGAUUCGAUUCUUAUAUUCGUAUAUCUUCCUUUUUGCUACGAUUAAUGUACCGAAU
Osmia lignaria (orchard mason bee) is the source of this 1788-nucleotide messenger RNA. RefSeq names its product dual specificity protein phosphatase MPK-4 (gene MKP-4). Gene Ontology annotation, cellular component: nucleus. Gene Ontology annotation, biological process: protein dephosphorylation. Gene Ontology annotation, molecular function: protein tyrosine/serine/threonine phosphatase activity. The record is from RefSeq and is a predicted model, not a curated record. Lineage: Eukaryota; Metazoa; Arthropoda; Insecta; Hymenoptera; Megachilidae.